Messenger RNA from Diabrotica virgifera virgifera (western corn rootworm), 782 nucleotides. RefSeq lists its product as uncharacterized. The coding region runs from base 279 to 782 and encodes 167 amino acids. Gene Ontology annotation, molecular function: DNA binding. The transcript is spliced from 3 exons. Lineage: Eukaryota; Metazoa; Arthropoda; Insecta; Coleoptera; Chrysomelidae. The record is from RefSeq and is a predicted model, not a curated record.
AGAUCGCGUACAGUAAUAGGGAUUUUAAUUUGGAUUUAAUUACGCCUGUCCAAUAACUAAACUAGAAAACUUGCUGAAUUCUAUUAUGGGACACCUGUCCAAUCACUAGAUAACUAUACUUACCACAUAUUUCUACAAUUUUCAACGUGUUUAUGUAUAAUUAACUGGAGAUAGCAGUAAAAUUAAUUUAGUAAUCGAUUUGACAGUUAUUGGACAGCUGUCCAAUAACUAAAUUUGACCGUCCAAUCACUAAAUUGAUUUUUUAGGAUUGUAGUAAAAUGCCUAAACUUAGAAAAUACGAUAAGAAUAAACUUAUAGAAGCUGUUAAGGAUGUCCAAAAUGGCACUGAAUCGUAUAGAACAGCUGAAAAAAAAUAUGGAAUUCCGAAGUCCACUAUAGAAUUUAAAUUAAAACAUCCGGAACAUAAAGAUACACUUGGACCGUCUCCUAUUUUAACUUGCGAGGAGGAGAAUACUCUGGUUAGAUGGAUACAAGAAACCGCUUCAAAAGGUUUCCCCAAAAAGGCUAACGAUUUAAAAAGCAGCGUGCAAAAAUUUUUAACUGAAAAUCCUCGCCCCAAUAACUUUAAAGAUAAUCGACCUGGAGAUGGAUGGUUAAAACAUAGACAGCAUAUACCUAACGAUGGUGAUCUAUUUAUAUGUCACAACUGCUUCAAUCUGCAGGAUAGUGAUUCCGAUGCUAAUAACAGUAACCAAGACAGUGAGGAUGAAGAUAUUGACGAACUUUUCACUCAAUACAAAGAAGCACAGAAGCAAUUAUAA